GACGAGGAGUGGCGGCGGCGGAGGCGCAGGAGGAGGGAGGAGGAGGGAGAGGGAGGAGGAGGAACCACCACCACCACCCUCUGAAGGGGUGUGUGGGAGGGUCGGGAACGGGACGGCGGCGCGCGCACGGGCGGGAGCGAGCGCGAGACGCCCGUCCGUCCGUCCGUCCCGACGCUAAACAACACCCACCCCCUGUCCCCGUCCAUCCCCGUCCCCUCAUGGGAAUGUGAGGAGAGGGGGUUGACGCCCCCCCCCCCCUCAACCCUCGCCUCCGCCCCUGCCGCCGCCGCCGCCUGAGUCGCGAGCGAGCGAGCGCCCCCCUCGGCCCAGACCCGCCUUCCCACCGGCGGCGGCGCCCAGGUGCGGAGUCCAGAGCCAGCGCGCAGCAAUGGCGUCCAACGCGGCCGAGAGGGAGAUUUUCCUCACAGACCUACAGCAGGGAGAUGUGCGAAAUAUUCUUGUCUCUGAGAGCGUGAGCAUUGGACAAAAAGUGGACUAUUCGGACACGAUGGUACAGCAGAAGUUGGAUGAAGUAAAGGACCAAAUAAAGCGGGAAAUAAGGAAGGAACUUAAAAUCAAAGAAGGAGCAGAAAACCUCAGGAAGGUCACUACAGAUAAAAAAAACCUGGCUUAUGUAGACAAUAUUUUGAAAAAAUCAAACAAGAAACUAGAAGAAUUGCAUCAUAAAUUACAGGAAUUAAAUGCUCAUAUUGUUGUAACAGAACCUGAAGAUGUUACAGAUUGCCCCAGAACUCCAGAUACACCGAACAGUGACCCUCGUUUUCCAACUAACAACAGGCUGAUGGCCUUAAAAAAACAGUUGGAUAUAGAAUUGAAAGUAAAACAAGGUGCAGAGAAUAUGAUCCACAUGUAUUCAAAUGGUUCAUCAAAGGAUAGAAAGCUUCUUGCGACAGCUCAACAGAUGCUUCAGGACAGCAAGACAAAAAUUGAAGUUAUAAGGAUGCAGAUACUUCAGGCAGUCCAGACUAAUGAAUUGGCUUUUGAUAAUGCAAAGCCUGUUAUAAGCCCGCUUGAACUCCGAAUGGAGGAACUGCGGCAUCAUUUUAGGAUAGAAUAUGCAGUAGCAGAAGGAGCAAAAAAUGUUAUGAAGUUGCUCGGAUCUGGAAAAGUUACUGACAGAAAAGCACUAUCAGAGGCUCAAGCAAGAUUUAAUGAAUCAAGCCAGAAGUUGGACCUCUUAAAGUAUUCACUAGAACAGAGACUUAAUGAACUCCCUAAAAACCACCCCAAAAGCAGUAUUAUUAUAGAAGAACUUUCACUUGUUUCGUCACCAACACUAAGUCCACGUCAAAGUAUGAUCUCUACACAGAAUCAAUAUAGUACACUAUCCAAGCCAGCAGCUUUAACAGGUACUUUGGAAGUUAGGCUCAUGGGCUGCCAAGAUAUUUUGGAGAAUGUCCCCGGUCGAUCAAAAGCCACAUCCAUUACUCUACCUGGAUGGAGUCCAAGUGAAGCCAGAUCAUCUUUCAUGAGCCGAACAAGCAAAAGUAAAAGUGGGAGUAGUCGGAACCUCCUGAAAACGGAUGAUUUGUCCAAUGAAAUCUGUGCUGUUUUGAAGUUGGACAAUACGGUGGUUGAUCAAACUAGCUGGAAGCCUAUUUCCAAUCAGUCAUGGGAUCAGAAAUUUACACUGGAGCUAGACCGAUCACGUGAAUUAGAAAUUUCUGUUUAUUGGCGCGAUUGGAGAUCUCUCUGUGCGGUGAAGUUUCUGAGGUUAGCAGAUUUCUUAGACAACCAGCGACAUGGAAUGUGUCUCUAUCUUGAACCCCAGGGUACUCUAUUUGCAGAGGUUACAUUUUUUAAUCCAGUUAUUGAAAGAAGACCAAAACUUCAAAGGCAAAAGAAGAUUUUCUCCAAGCAGCAAGGCAAAACAUUUCUCAGAGCUCCUCAAAUGAAUAUUAAUAUUGCCACUUGGGGAAGGCUUGUGAGAAGAGCUAUUCCUACAGUAAAUCAUACUGGCACCUUCAGCCCUCAAGCUGUGCCUUCUGCAGUUGCAGGAGUUGAUGCGCACAUUCCUGAAUUAAGAUCACCAACUAGUGACUCCCCUGUAGCCAAACUGGUGUUUGAACUUGAACCCGAACCCCCACAUACUCCUCCACAUGCGUCUUCCCUUGGAGAAAUUAGCGAACCUUCACCUGAGCCAAAGGCUCCACCUACACCCACUCAGAUUUUUUUUCUUCUACACAUUUCACAGGAUGCAGAAACAUUUGAUUUUGAGAAUGACAGAAAUAAUUUUGUCCCCAAACUUCAGCCGGAAAUUAUUUGCGAGACUCAAAAUUCAAAUUCUGAUAUAGAAUAUAAUAUACGAGAGCCCGAAGAUAGAAGAAUACAACAGAGAUUUCAAUUCAAUUUGCAAGACUUCCGGUGUUGUGCUGUACUGGGUAGAGGACACUUUGGAAAGGUCCUGUUGGCUGAAUAUAAGAAUACAAACGAAAUGUUUGCCAUUAAAGCCUUAAAGAAAGGAGACAUUGUUGCUCGUGAUGAAGUAGACAGCCUCAUGUGUGAAAAGCGAAUUUUUGAAACUGUGAACAGCGUAAGGCAUCCCUUUCUGGUGAACCUCUUUGCUUGUUUCCAAACCAACGAUCAUGUGUGCUUCGUAAUGGAGUAUGCCGCUGGAGGAGACCUCAUGAUGCAUAUACACACAGAUGUCUUUUCCGAACCUAGAGCAGUGUUUUAUGCUGCAUGUGUGGUUCUUGGACUGCAAUAUUUACAUGAGCACAAGAUAGUUUAUCGAGAUUUAAAGCUAGACAACUUGUUGCUGGAUACAGAAGGUUUUGUGAAAAUAGCGGACUUUGGCCUCUGCAAAGAGGGAAUGGGUUUUGGUGACAGGACAAGUACAUUCUGUGGCACUCCAGAAUUUCUUGCUCCAGAAGUGUUGACAGAAACUUCCUAUACAAGAGCUGUAGACUGGUGGGGUCUUGGUGUGCUCAUCUAUGAAAUGCUGGUUGGUGAGUCUCCCUUCCCAGGAGAUGAUGAAGAAGAGGUUUUUGACAGUAUUGUAAAUGAUGAAGUAAGAUAUCCUCGGUUCCUUUCUACAGAAGCCAUCUCAAUAAUGAGAAGGCUUCUGAGGAGAAACCCAGAACGGCGCCUCGGCGCUGGAGAGAAAGAUGCUGAAGAUGUCAAGAGGCAUCACUUUUUCCGGUUGAUCGAUUGGAAUGCAUUGCUUGCCAAGAAAAUGAAGCCUCCUUUUGUCCCGAUCAUAAGAGGAAGAGAAGACGUCAGCAAUUUUGAUGACGAAUUUACCUCAGAAGCACCUAUUCUCACUCCACCCCGGGAGCCUAGGAUACUUUCAGAAGACCAGCAGGAAAUGUUCAGAGACUUUGACUACAUUGCUGAUUGGUGUUAAUUCUUUUGAGACACUGUGAAAUCCUAGCAGACUGGCUCAUCAGAACAGCGUUCGCCCCACUCCUUCCCUCCUUUUGAGAAUACCAGCUGUUGGAUUGUUCUCUGUGCUGCCUGUAGCUUCCGACUUUUUUGAAUCACAUGAAGAUUUUGGAAAAAGGACCGUUUUUAUUACACAUGAGGUGUGACCUCAUUUUUGUAUAUCUUUUUUUUAAAAGAAAAAAAAUAUUGAGCACUGGAAAGCUAUUCUGUGCAGCUCUUUAAGCUUGACCUGGCAGGUAUAGGCUGUGUUCCACUCUCACAUGGGCACACUUGUACUGUAUCUUUACUCUUCUGCAGCAGAAAACAUUGCAAAAAGACCUGCCUUAAGCAGGAUUAACAACCAGAUACUGAGCUAGACUGAUAACCAUCUACUCAGCGAUUAGAGGGAAGAAGGAAGGCAAAAUGUGUCUUGUCCUUAAAAAAGAGUUAUAGUAAUCUCCAAAAAACAUUGACCUGAUGACUGUUAAGCACACUGUUGUCUUGAUUUUUUUUUAGGGGAGGGGGGGGAAUGAGGAUUAAGAACUGAUGCCUUGUUUUGUAAACUUUCUAUGGUAUUUAUUGGGGGGGAAAUGUUUAAAAGCCUUACCUAUAGGAGAACAGUAUAAGUGCUUCCAUUCUUAAAAAGAGAAGAUCGGUCCUAAGAAGUUUACCAAAGCAUUGCCAAACAAUUUUUGCCUUUUAACUUCUAUAACCAGCAGAUAUGAAGAAUGUAAUGAGUAAGAAUGUCUCUCCAGUCUUAAAUCAGGAACAUUUCUAAUGGAUGCAUUCCCCCAGAUGCAAUCACUGUUUUGUACUCUUGGAAGUUAUGUCUUUUCCACACCAACUCCAUUGAUAUGUUAUUUUAGGUAAUCUGUGUCUCUGGCUAUCUUGUUCAUCUUACAUUUGCUGAUUUGGUGUUGCCAUAUCAUCUUUAAAGAAUGAGGAUCUUCACUGUAUACAUGCCAUGUUCAUGUAUAUUUGGAAGUUAUAGUAUAUUUUUGUUUCAAGCAUAUAAAUUAACUUUACCACUUCCCUUAGCAUUGUCCAGUGGCUAGGUGAAUGUAUUGUUAAAUCCAGAUUUAAUGGGGGGAAACAUGCUUGUAUACAUUUCAAGGCCACUGAAUCCCAGAAUCUUCAUUGACAAUUACUGAGAAUAAGGGUUAAAGCAAUAUGUUUUAAGAGAAUGUAUAAAUAUUUUUGAUAAAACUUGUAUAUUUUAAGCCUCUUAACACUAUGCUAUACCUUGAAAAGUUAAAAUGACUUUGACCAGA
Molecule: messenger RNA, 4655 nt
Organism: Zootoca vivipara (common lizard)
Lineage: Eukaryota; Metazoa; Chordata; Lepidosauria; Squamata; Lacertidae
Gene: PKN2
Product: protein kinase N2
Biological process (GO): signal transduction; protein phosphorylation
Molecular function (GO): ATP binding; protein serine/threonine kinase activity; small GTPase binding
Source: RefSeq, a predicted model, not a curated record